GCAGUGCAGGUGGCGCGCGAUCUCCGCGUCGAUCGGGGCUGGCGGCUGCGGCGCCGCGCGGGUGGGUGGGAUCGUGGCGGAGCUCCAGGCGCCGGGGCAGGGGCGGGAGAGAGCCAUGGCGGCGGCAUCCGGUCCCCGCGCCGCGGCGAGGUGAGGGGCCGCCUCUUCACGACUGAGGAGGCCACAGCUGCCUGCCUGCCUUCCACGCGGGCCGCGGCUCCGGCAUGGCCGGGAUCAUUAAGAAGCAGAUCCUGAAGCACCUGUCCCGGUUCACCAAGAAUCUUUCCCCGGACAAAAUCAAUUUGAGCACCCUGAAAGGGGAGGGUCAGCUGACCAACCUGGAGCUGGAUGAAGAGGUUCUACAGAAUGUGCUGGAGCUGCCCACCUGGUUAGCCAUUACUCGGGUCUACUGCAACAGGGCCUCCAUUCGGAUCCAGUGGACAAAGUUGAAGACACAUCCCAUUUGCUUGUGUCUGGAUAAGGUAGAGGUGGAGAUGAAAACAUGUGAGGAGCCUCGGCCCCCAAAUGGACAGUCUCCCAUUGCCCUCGCUUCAGGACAGAGUGAGUAUGGCUUUGCCGAGAAGGUGGUGGAGGGGAUGUUCAUCAUCGUCAAUUCCAUCACAAUCAAGAUUCACUCCAAGGCUUUCCACGCUUCUUUUGAAUUGUGGCAGCUCCAGGGCUACAGCGUCAACCCCAACUGGCAGCAGAGUGACCUCCGCCUCACCCGCAUCACUGACCCCCACCGAGGAGAGGUUUUAACAUUUAAGGAAAUAACUUGGCAAACACUUCGAAUUGAGGCAGAUGCUACAGACAGUGGUGAUCAGGAGCCAGUCACCACUCCACUGAGGCUUAUUACCAACCAAGGCAGGAUCCAAAUAGCCCUCAAGAGAAGAACCAAAGAUUGCAAUGUGGUAGCCUCCAAGCUGAUGUUCCUGUUGGAUGACCUGCUCUGGGUGCUAACUGACUCGCAGCUCAAGGCUAUGAUGAAGUAUGCAGAGUCACUGAGUGAGGCAAUGGAGAAGUCAGCCCAGCAGAGAAAGAGCCUGGCCCCUGAGCCUGCACAGAUCACCCCACCUGCUCCCAGUGCCCAGCAGUCCUGGGCCCAGGCGUUCGGGGGCGGCCAGGGCAGCAGCAGCAGUGGCCGCCUCAGCCAGUACUUUGAGAGAUUUGAUGUGAAGGAGUCCUCCUACCAUCUGCUCAUCUCCCGCCUGGACCUGCACAUUUGCGAUGAUAGCCAGUCCCGAGAGCCAGGUGUCUCGGCAAACAGACUCAUGGGUGGUGCGAUGCAGCUUACUUUCCGCAAGAUGGCAUUUGACUAUUACCCCUUCCACUGGGCAGGUGACAGCUGCAAACAUUGGGUACGGCACUGUGAGGCCAUGGAGACACGAGGCCAGUGGGCCCAGAAGCUGGUGAUGGAAUUUCAGAGUAAAAUGGAGAAGUGGCAUGAAGAGACAGGUCUCAAACUGCCCUGGCACCUGGGGGUAGAUUCUCCCUUCAGGAGGAAAGCAGAUUCUCUCUCCAGUCCUCGAAAGAACCCCAUUGAGAGAAGCCCCUCUCAGGGCCGACAGGCUGCCUUUCGGCCUCCAGCGUGGAAUCGCUUGCGCUCUAGUUGCCUGGUAAUACGGGUGGAUGACUUGGACAUCCACCAGGUUUCUACGGCUGGACAGCCAAGUAAGAAGCCAUCUACACUCCUUUCCUGCAGUCGGAAGCUUCACAGUCUUCCCACUCAGGUCUCUGCCGUUCAUAUUGAGUUCACAGAGUAUUACUUCCCUGAUAAUCAGGAGCUUCCAGUUCCCUGUCCCAAUCUCUACAUUCAGUUAAAUGGCCUGACGUUUACUAUGGAUCCUGUCAGCUUGCUCUGGGGAAACCUCUUCUGCCUGGAUUUAUACCGCAGUUUGGAGCAGUUCAAAGCUAUCUACAAGCUGGAAGAUUCGAGCCAGAAAGAUGAACACUUGGAUAUCCGACUGGAUGCCUUCUGGUUGAAGGUUAGCUUCCCACUGGAGAAGAGAGAGCAGGCUGGGUUGCAUCGUCCUCAGGCCCUCAUCUUUUCUGCGUCAGGCGUGACUGCCACCAAUACACGUCAUGCCCCACAUUGUAGUUGUCCAGACCUCCAAAGUCUCUUCCGAGGUUUUGCGGCUGCUGAGUUCUUUCAUUCCAAUUAUGUUCACUUUCCCAAGGUUCCAGGUGGCUUUAGCCUUCUGCACAUGCUUUUUUUACAUCAUGCUUUCCAGAUGGAUUCCCGCCUCCCUCAACCCAGUACCCUCCCUCCCCAGAGGCUUAAGGCUUCCCAGGAUCUGUGGUCCAUCCACUUCACCCAGAUCUCCUUGGACUUUGAGGGAACAGAGAACUUCAAAGGCCAUACCUUGAAUUUUGUGGCCCCCUUCCCCUUGUCCAUUUGGGCCUGCCUACCCCUCCGCUGGCAGCAGGCUCAGGCACAGAAGCUCCUUUUGGCCACAGAAGGGAGGCUGAAACCGUCCGCUAGCUUUGGCAGUCCUGUCCAUUCUGAGGCCCUUGCCCCUGAGGCUGUGCCCCAUCAGAGGUCAAAGACUGAGCAUGAUUUGAAAAGCCUGUCAGGCCUUACAGAAGUCAUGGAUGUUUUGAGAGAAGGCAGCAGUAGUGUGGACAGCAAAGGGCCUCUGACUGAGCUUGAGGAUGCAGCAGAUGUUCACAUGCUUGUACACUCCCCUGCACAUGUCCGUGUGAGGCUUGACCAUUACCAAUACUUGGCUCUGCUCCGCCUGAAGGAGGUGCUACAGGGUCUUCAAGAACAACUGACUAAGGACACAGAGGCCAUGACUGGCUCUCCUCUGCAGGACCAGACAGUUUGCAUUGGGGUCCUCUUCCCCAGUGCUGAGGUGGCUCUGCUCAUGCAUCCUGCCCCGGCGGCUGUUGAAGCUGACUCUGCAGGUUCAGAUACCACCAGCCUCAUCGAUUCAGAGCUGUCUCCUUCAGAGGAUAGGGAGCUGAAGUCUGAUGCCUCCUCAGACCAGGGCCCAGCAAGCCCUGAGAAGGUUCUGGGGGACAGUGGCAUUGAAAAUCUGGAUGCAUCCCAGGAUAGGCCAGUGCCUCUCCAUAGCAAUGGAGAACUACAGGAUUCAGAUCCUCUUGCACAGCAGGAGGUAGGGAAGGGCCAUGAGGCAGUGGAUUUCUUACAGGCCAAGAGACUGAGCAGAACCCAGGUGUCCACCUCACCAGCUGUGUUGAAGCCCCCAGGUGGCAGGGAUACUGCUGUGAAUGGACAGGCUGAGAUCAUUCCCUUGAAGAACAUUGAGGGAGAAUUGUCAAGUGCUAUUCACAUGACCAAGGAUGCCACAAAGGAGGCUCUACAUGCCACUAUGGACCUCACCAAGGAAGCUGUGUCUCUGACUAAGGAUGCCUUCAGUCUGGGCAGAGACCGAAUGACCUCCACCAUGCACAAGAUGUUGUCCCUGCCCCCAGCCAAGGAACCCAUGGCCAAAAUAGAUGAGGGGGCGGCAGCACCACUGAGUGGAGGGGCUGCCCGACUCCGACUUUUCUCCAUGAAGAGGACAGUAUCUCAGCAGUCAUUUGAUGGCAUUUCAUUGGAUAACAGUGGCCCUGAAGACCGGAUUUCUGUGGACAGUGAUGGCAGUGAUAGCUUUGUGACGCUCUUGGAGUCUGAGUCUGGUCCAGAAUCUCUUCCACCAGGAACUCUUCCAAAUGUCUUGGACAGUGCUGGUGUCCAGGCGAGCCCUGUUGUGGAUAGUUACGGCCAGGGGUCACCAGAGGCCAAUAGUUCAGUCUCACCCAGUGGGGAAGACCUCGGCCUUCACCCGGUCUCCAUUCUGGUCCUGAAGGUGAAUGAGGUAUCUUUGGGGAUCGAGGUACGUGGUGAGGACCUGGCUGUAGCCCUGCAGGCAGAGGAACUGAGUGUCCAACAGCUGGGCACCGUGGGACUCUGGCAGUUCCUGCACGGACAGUGCUCAGGUACAAGCUUUCAGGAAUCCUCAGCUUUGAAGACUGACCACAUCAGGCCAUCUGUGGGCCUUCGGUUUGAGGUGGGGCCUGGUGCAGCUGUUCAUUCCCCACUGGCCACACAAAAUGGCUUCCUGCAUUUCUUGCUUCGAGGCUGUGACCUUGAGCUCUUCACUUCGGUGCUUAAUGGACUGGGGCCCUUCUUGGAGGAUGAGGAGAUCCCAGUGGUAGUUCCCAUGCAGAUUGAGUUCCUGCACUCUAGGAUCACCCUAAAGGAUGAUACCCCCCCCAUUUAUCCAACAUCUCCAGGCCCUAUCCCCAUCACUCUGGCCAUGGAGCAUGUUGUGCUGAAGCGGGGUGACGAUGGUGUGUUCCACAUAGGCGCUGCUGCUCAAGACAGACCAUCAGCUGAAGGACCUAAAAGUGAGAAGAGGCAGCCCCCCAAAGAACAGAUGUUUCUGGUGCCCACAGAAGAAGCUUUUGAACAGCAGGUGAAAGAAUUGCCUACCCUACAAAAGGAACUUAUAGAAACUAAACAAGCAUUGGCCGAUGCCAACCAGGAGAAAGAAAGACUGCUUCAGGAGAUUAGGAAAUAUAACCCCCUCUUUGAGCUCUGAUAGCAGUGGCUCAGCCAUCUUACCAAGGAGAGAGGAGAUCACCAGCAAUAGCACCACCUGUGACAGAAGGCACCGGCCAGCACUGAAGAAGUCUGCUGAGGAUGCCAGAGGGCCUGGGGAGUGGUCAGCCCACUCGUUGGGGUGUCCUUUCUACCAGCUGUUCUGACUUGUGUGGAAGACAGGGCAAAGCACGGCCACGUUCUAGGAAAUUGGGGGCAGCUUUGCGUGUGGCUCAAGCAUCAUGUCUUGCCUAUAUAAAGCCUUUUGGCUCUCUGCACACUAGGUGGAAUCUUGUCGACACUGUAGGGCCAUUUCACCACUUGGUUUCAUGGCAAGAGACAUUUGCUUUCUCUACAACCUGUGUGAACAAGAGAAAGUACCCACCUCCUCAGUCACCCACAGAGCCACCAAAGAUUCUACGUCCCAGAGCUUCCUGUAGCAGACCUGAAAAGUCCUCGGCCUGAGCUUUGGCCAUGGUAGUAGAGUGGAACAGGAAAUAGCCAGCAAGGCAGGAGCCAGGAGAGGCACAAGAGUAAGGGAGACCUGGUUGCCGCCUUUUUUUGGAAAGGGAGCCAAGCUCAUACCAUCUUGGCUGAUACUACAAUCAGAUUUUUCAGGGUUAAGGUUCUUUUCUGUUAUCCUGUCAUCAUUGUGAUGCUGUGGUAGAAAGUAGACAGUAGUGGCUCAGUUGUAUCUUUCCCUUCUAUGACAUUAUAUGAAAUUUAAAUCAAUAUUCACUGAGCUAGGCUGAAGGUAUGAUGUGGUAAGAAUCACUAGGGGAGCCAGUGCUGAGCCCACUGUUGCCUGCCUGGAGUCCUGCCUGCCUUCCACAGCUGCGCUUCAGGACUGAUUCCUCUGUCUCCCCGGGUUCCUGGCACAUCUGCUCUCCCAGCCCUGGGACUUUCUGCCAGCACUCUCCUUUGCACUUGGUGGUUUGGGAGCUGAAAAUGUGUUUUAAACUGUAAUGUAAACAUCUCAACUUGUUGCCUCUCAUACUCCUCUAUCACUGUGGCUUUUUAAAAUCAUAAAAUUUUGACUUAAGUGAAAAAACAAAACAAAAACCCUUCAACCCAGCUAGGCUUUCCCCUUGCCCCAUGAAAGAAUGAUUUUCCCCCUCUUUCUUUCCUACCUAAUUCUUCCUCAGCAUUCUACCUUCAUCCAUACUGCUCUGUAAUAUACUUCAAGCUGUGUUGAUUGGACAGAAGUUCAUCCGCUAACUCACCUGGAAUUGGCAAGAUGGUAAAAUUAGUGAUUUACUGGUGUCAUUGAAGUCUUAAUCACACAUGACAUAUUGGAGGAAAGAUAAAUGUUUUCCUUUAUGGGAAAUCAUGCCUGACCUGCAUAUUCUAGUUUUUUUGAGGAUAAAAAGAAACAUGCAUUCAAGAAACAACAAGAUAUAAUUUGUUCAGACUUCUAAAGAACUUUUGUCAAGGUUCUUCACUUAAAGCAACUUUAAAAACACCAGUUACUAUGAGAUACGGGAAUACUUUGUCAUGCUUAGGAAACAACUUAGAGACUUAAGAAUAAACAUCUUUUUGGAGAUAAUGCUAACAGGGGAGUUUCCUAUGGGUGGAUGCUUGGUUUAACCUUAUUUAGGAUUUUUAUAAAUUACCUGGAAGUAGGAAAUUAUAAUGCAGUCAAAUGUCACUACUUUCAGGCAGUGAAAGGUAAACCGGAAGGGAUUAAAAAAAAAAAAAAGGCAAAACCACAGAAGGCCCACAAGCCAGGCUGUGAUGACACAGGAAAAUGACAGGUGAGGUUCAGUCUAGGGAAGUGUAAAGUAAUAGAAGAAUCAGCAAGGCAGCAAGCUCUGCUAGAACUCAGCAAAGUAACCUAACCAUUGCUGAGGGGAAGGAGGGGUCAGUGUGCUGGCUACUCUGGCUCGAAGCCCGACUGCACCAUCAGGAAGGGCUCGUGGAGACAACACAGAAAACAGGACCUCAUAGAACACCACUUUAAUGGCUUACAUUAUCUGUGCACUUCUAGUGACCUUAUUUACAGAAUAUAUGGUGAAGGGACGAAAGGUCCAGAGAAUAGCAAAAAUUAUCAGGGAGUGGAGAUACUUCCACAUGAGGACACAAGUUUAAAAUGUUAGCUCCAACUCUGGAAAGAUAAAAGCUGAGGGUAGUGUGAGAUCAGAUAUCCAGUCAAGAGGAAGGACAUGCUCACCAAGUCCUGAUAUUCUAGCUCUGGGGCUCAACCUCAUCGCCUUAAGUACAAGAAAGCACUUCUAGCAAAUCAGAAACUUAAAGAGCUCAUUGUCCGAGAAGUGAUGCUGACAGAGGCUAUGUAUGGGUGGUGAAGGUUUAAGAGGAAUCCUUGUAUAAUGGCCUUCCAAUGGAAUUAUGGAAAACUAGGGCUAUUUGGUGAAACACACUGAGACGGUAACUGUGUUCCUCUACACACUCCCCCUUAGUGCUCCUUCAGAAGGCAUAGUGUUGAACAAAAUGGAUCACUCGUCCUCUCAAGUAUGGCCUUUCUAAUGUUCUUAGAGGAGGCCUUGCAGAGGGAGAUCAGUAGCCGGAAAACAAUUAUUCAAACUUAGACUCACUUGAAUUGGUUUAAAAUCACAUUCUGGUUCUUUUUCCCUCUCCUCCUCCCCCACAUCCUACCCCCACCUGCACCAUGUCCCUCUGGUGUCCCUGCAUGCAAAGAAAAUGACUAAUGGGCAUUGCUUGGUAUACCUUCGGUUUAAGCUUGUGCUUGCUGGUCGGCGAUACAAGCAAAUCUGGCAAGCAUCCAGGCUAACCCCUUUAAUGGCCAGAGUUCAGUCAGGUUUCUAGGCUCUCUGGAGUUCUUGUCCAUGUGACAAAUGGAGCCCUAGGAUUUCUGACUUUCCUAGGUGGCAUCCUUGGCUGUUGUGUCUUGAAAUCCUCCUGCAGAAAAUGUGGUGUAGGGGUCAUUGUCCCAGGAAAUUUUAGUUAACAAUCAUCUUGUGUAAUUUCAUACUCCUGUUCGCUGGGGGAAAGACUUGCAUAAUGAAGAAAUGUGAACUGGUUGGUAGUUCUCAGGAUAAAUGUAAAGAAAAAAAGGAAGGAAAAUAGUACUUUGGACUGCUUAUGAUUUCUGCCUUGGAGCUCAAAGACUCUGUGAAUAAGAAAUAACAAUACCUCAAGAAAAUGUCUGGAGUGAUAGCACCACUAUCCCUCAAAGACCUCAGCUGCUGCACAUCACCAUUUCAGCUGUGAAGCAUUUCCAACUAUGUCUCAUCUAUGAUUGUCGAGAUUUCCUGUUUACAUGGAUGUACUGGAGGUAGGCUUUAGUGCAUAUGGACUACUUUAAAUAUCUCUUAGCUGAGCUGCAGGGAUGGUUAUUGAUCUCAGAUUUUUCAACUCACUGGAAUAAUUAACCUCAUUUCUUUGACUUAAGACUAAAGGAAUGGGUUCUAUUCUUGUGAUGGCUGCUUUUGCUGUAUUCUGUAAUCUGACCCUCAUUUUGCCACGGUCCUCAGACUUGAUGUACCCUUUCAUAGUACUGAAAGGAACAGUUUCUGUGUACGGAGUAUACAAGGGAUAAACACUACCCCUCAACAUACCCCAGGAUUUGAAUGCUUCCAUUUAACCCAUUUACAUUAGUUUCCCCUUAGCCUAGUUCAGGGGGUAGUGGAAAGCAUGUUGUUUCAAGUAUUGCCAUAGUGAUACGGGAAUCUGCCAUUCUAAACCUUUACACUAAGGGUUAGUUUUUUCUCAUUUAAUACUUGCCUAAACUUCUAAAAUCAGUUACAGUAACAUCACAAAACUGUGCAAACGAACAAACAUUGCUGCACUGCUAGUAGAAUGACGUUUGGUUGAGAACUGAAAAGCUGUCCUGACCUCGUAAUUUACCGUAGUCAUUACCGUUUCGAGAGAAGCUGGUGUGAUGUACCAUCCUUCCAGAGACUACAGCCCUCACCUAGAUCUUCUCCUGCCUUCUACUAGAGUAGGAAUAUUCCCAUUCAUCUCUGGAUAGGUAUGGAUGGAAGCUAUUGUUGAGUGGGGAUUAUUUUCCCUAUCUCACAGCAGACACAAGGAGAAACUCUUGGAGAACCUUAAACUGUGAGGCUUUGCUAAAUGGCUAGACUCGUGAUGUGAUCUUUCUUCCUUGUUACUUGUAAGUUUCAGCCUUAUCCAAUAUCUCAAAUUGCAAUAGGUGUAGUUCCUAUAAUUGUUAAAAAAAAUUUGUUAGAGCUGAGAGACUAUCUGCCUCCCCCUCCCCUCAGUUUAUUAUCUGGUUAAGAUUUAGCCUGAGUCUUACAACAUUUCUUUGUGGAAUGUCCCACUGAAGUGUCUUCUUCACUAGCUAAAUAUAUGUUUAAAGCCAUGGGUUUUAAUGUAAGAUACUCAAAGUCGGAUUUGCUGAACUUUGUGAGUCCAAGCUGUUUCCCCUCCAUCAGGGUGCUAAACAGAACUGGCAUCUUUUAAGACAUGCUCAGGAAAGCUUCGAAAGAGAACAGCUUCAAAACUCUUCUCCCUAUGACACUGAAUGACAGAGGAAAGAAUUCUUGGGGAUUGCCAAUUAUAUACAGUAGCCUUAUUACUGCUAAUCACUGUCAAUAAAAGGUCACUCUGUUCCCCUCUAUUUGAGGAAAACAAUGAGAAUGUAUCUGAUGAACUGGAAUACUGGUCAGUGUUGGGAAAUUUUAAUGUUGCAUUAUCUAAUCAAACCUUGAGUGUACUGGUUCUGUGAACCACCUGAAAACAAAUUAAACUUACUAAACACU
Zalophus californianus (California sea lion) is the source of this 9249-nucleotide messenger RNA. It is a transcript of the gene BLTP3A, whose product is annotated as UHRF1 binding protein 1. The record is from RefSeq and is a predicted model, not a curated record. NCBI's taxonomy places the organism in Eukaryota, Metazoa, Chordata, Mammalia, Carnivora, Otariidae. The transcript is spliced from 21 exons. The coding region runs from base 225 to 4550 and encodes 1441 amino acids. Gene Ontology annotation, molecular function: histone deacetylase binding.